AUGCCUUACUCGCUGUGUGUUCUGGGUUGUGGGACCAUGGGCGUUGCCAUCUUAUCGGGAGUAAUCGAAUCGCUCAAAAAACCGCAGGACGUCCAACCAUCGUCGUCAGGCCCGCAAACCCCAUCGGCUGAACCUGACGCUGAUGUAGAUGUGCCCCCGGAGGACUCCAUCCCCAACCGUUUUAUCACGUGCGUUUCGCGACCUGAAUCAGCCCGGAAGUUGAAAAAGCGUUGGCUAGAGCUAGGUAGAGAAGAUAUUGAAGUUCGGGUCUCUGAAAAUGUUCGCGGAGUGGCCGAAUCCGAUGUGAUAAUUCUCGGCUGCAAACCCCAGAUGGCCGGGGAUGUUUUGGGUGCACCCGGCAUGCAGGAAGCAUUGUCUAACAAACUGCUGAUUUCCAUCCUGGCCGGUACGACCACAAGUCAGCUUCGAUCACUCGUACCGUCCAGUACUCGCGUAGUCAGAGCAAUGCCAAACACUCCGUGUCAAAUCCGAGAAGGAAUGACGAUCUUGUCAGCUCUAUCCCCGGAUUGUCCAUUUACUUCUCAAACUCGGGCAAUCCUUCUCGCAUUGUUUACGCCCAUUAGUCGCUGUCGGUUUUUGGACGAGAAACACUUUGAUGCCUGCACAGCUGUUUCUGCCUCCGGACCGGCUUUCUCAUUGGUAAUACUAGAAGCAAUCGCCGAUGGAGGAGUCAUGAUGGGUCUCCCCAGGGCUGAGGCAUUGGAAUUAGCUGCUCAAGCCAUGCAAGGCGCGGCACGAAUGUCGCUACAAACAGGCUUACAUCCGGCUGCCCUGAAGGACAGCGUGACAACCCCUGCUGGUUGUACCAUUGCGGGCCUGUUGGCAAUGGAGGAUGGACGCAUUCGUAGCACAAUAGCUAGGGCAAUCCAAACUGCCACAUUACACGCCGCUGGCUUGGGAGGUGCCCCUAAACCACCCCUCAAGGACUGA
This is a messenger RNA of Puccinia triticina, 951 nucleotides long. RefSeq lists its product as uncharacterized. Bases 1 to 951 code for a protein of 316 amino acids. The record is from RefSeq and is a predicted model, not a curated record. Gene Ontology annotation, biological process: L-proline biosynthetic process. Gene Ontology annotation, molecular function: pyrroline-5-carboxylate reductase activity. NCBI's taxonomy places the organism in Eukaryota, Fungi, Basidiomycota, Pucciniomycetes, Pucciniales, Pucciniaceae. The transcript has 5 exons.